Coregonus sp. 'balchen' is the source of this 1037-nucleotide messenger RNA. Lineage: Eukaryota; Metazoa; Chordata; Actinopteri; Salmoniformes; Salmonidae. The record is from the annotation of a GenBank genome assembly.
AUGGAGGAACCAUUGGUUUUUGCUUGCGGGGAUUUUGUCGACAGGUCUGUCCAAACGGCUUGGGAAGAUAAUGACACCGAGGUGGACAGUGCAUUUGGGGACUGGAGUUCUGCCAAGUCGGAUACAGUUGAAAGAUCUUCAUCUUUGUCUUCACCAUGGUCUUCACCCAUGGAAAUGAACAUCUCUAAUCUUUCAACAAAGAUGAGAGUGCACCCAUCUUUUUGUUCAUUCAAAGUUUACCCAGUUAAGAGGAAAUUAUUACAUGCACAUUUAUGUGUCCUAUGGAGGGUCUGUCUUGAUUGCCAAUUUUCUAUUUUCCUAUAUGAGAAUGUAACAUUUAAACAAUAUAAUAAUGUCAUAUGAUAGGUAAUAUUUGUCUAUGCAGUUGGAGAAUGGUGAUGUGAAGAAACCAUGUGUAGUUUUCCAGGAGUGCUUCCAGAUCUUGGGUGAAUCUGAAAAAGCCAAUUGUACUGUAAGAUCUCUGACCCAGCUGCUAGAAAACACACCCCCAAGCACUUCUCAAACAUCAGCCACAACAUGGUAUCUAAUUUAUCAUUCUUUUCAACUGUUGUGGUGGAUGGGACCAUGUACAUCCAUGUAAGGUCAAAAGUAUAUUGUAAUUGUAAAGGUGUGUGUGUCUUACCUUGGGAGGAAGAAAUUAAUAGGCACAAAUUUGGAGAUCAAUGUGUCUUUUUGAAUGAGUCAUUCAAUAUGUUUUACAGUAAUUUCAAUGAAGAUUUUGAAGAAAAUGCCAUUAACACAUUAAUAAGUAUAACUGUCUCACUUCAUCAUAACUAAAAUCGACGUACCUAAUUCCUCCAUUGUUUAUAUUUUUGUUGUCAUGAACUCAGUCAACAAAGUCACCUCUGGCCUUCCUCUCAUUUCCCGCCACCUAGCUGCUGGCCCCCUCCUCCUGCCAUGGUGACACCCCAGCGUUCCUCUACCAGGUCUCCCAGCAGUGGCUGACUCAGUGCAGCAUUUGGCUGCAGCCUCAGCACCACAAGAAGGCCCUUGCACUGAACUAUGGAGAAGGAUAA